AUGUACGACACACUCGACGGCAAAGUGCUCCGCUCGUUUGAGAUAAUGAAGAAGGUCGGGCAAGGCGCAUAUGGGCAGGUGUGGAAAGCUCGAAACAAGCGGACUGGGGGAGUGUGCGCGCUUAAGAAGAUUUACGAAGCCUUCCGCAAUGCUUCAGACGCACAGAAGGCGGACCUGUGCGUGGCCCUCAAGAACUCAGUCCUCAAGGAGAUCCACAAGCACUACAUCUUCUACCAGCUGGCCAACACGCUCAGCUACCUCCACGCCGCAGAACUGGUCCACCGCGAUAUCAAGCCCUCCAAUAUACUAGUCAACGAGACCUGCGAAGUCAAGCUCUGCGACUUCGGACUCAUCCGCUCCCUCAAGAGGGACUCGCCCAACGAAGAACUCGUCCUCACCGAAAACAUAGCCACCCGCUGGUACAGGGCGCCCGAAAUACUGCUCUGCUCCAACUGCUACGGCAAGCCCAUCGAUGUGUGGAGCCUGGGGUGCGUUUUGGCGGAGAUGGUGAUGGGCAGGCCCAUCUUCCAGGGCAGCUCCACGCUCUCCCAGCUCGAGAAGAUAUUCGAAGUCACUGGCAAGCCCUCCGCUGCGGAUCUGGACUACCUCAAGAACAAAUCCUCCCUCAACGUCAUCGAAACAUGGAUAUCAAAUAACGCAGGACCAUCAGGUCGAUCCCAGGAAGCGGCCCUCUGCUCUGGAGGUGCUCAACCACCCCUUCGUCAGCAAGUUCAGGGGAAAAAUAGAGGAAAAAUGCCGUCUGCUCCCAUCAGCAUCCUCUACGAAGUCAAGCAGCUCUCCAUCGAGGACUACAAGCGACUCAUCUUCGGAGAAGUCGACGAGAAGGACAUCAAACUGUCAGAGCCCGCCAGCACCGAGGAACUGAUCUACAAGACGCUGCCCAACGACCUGGGAAGGAACAACAUCAUCGCCAACUACCCCUGGGGCAACCUGGAGAAGAAAAGCCCCCUCCACUCCAGCAACAUGAGCCAGAAGAACCUCUCUCCCUUCGCCUUCCGCCAGAAGAAGGAGGAAAAGGAAGAUGAAGCCUCCAAGGAGAAGAAACGCGAACGACACUCGCCAUCCUUCCUCCAGAAUAGGAAAAAGUAG
Molecule: messenger RNA, 1110 nt
Organism: Nymphaea colorata (pocket water lily)
Lineage: Eukaryota; Viridiplantae; Streptophyta; Magnoliopsida; Nymphaeales; Nymphaeaceae
Exons: 3
Coding region: 1-1110 (369 amino acids)
Biological process (GO): intracellular signal transduction; protein phosphorylation
Cellular component (GO): nucleus; cytoplasm
Molecular function (GO): protein serine/threonine kinase activity; ATP binding
Source: RefSeq, a predicted model, not a curated record